CACGUGCGAGUGACAAAAAGUGGUUUAGAGAAAUAUGAAGAAAACUAUUCGGAAGCUCAAGCGUGGUCUGAAACAGAAGGAAAAUAAUAAUAAUAAUAAUGCGUCGCAACCGGUGGAGGAGAGAAUCACGUGGACGAUGGACUCCUCGCCAGGUGCCUUGAUGGAGGAGUAUGAGCUGAUGAAUCAGCACAAGUACAGGAUUUACAUGUCGAACAUUGACAAGGCGCUGAAGAACUUCGAAUAUUCCAGCGAAUGGGCCGAUUUGAUAUCAGCGCUGGGCAAGUUGAAUAAGGUGAUAUCGAGUUAUCCGCAGUAUCAGAUAAUUCCGCGAAGGAUCAAGAUUUCCAAGCGCUUGGCACAAUGCAUGCAUCCGGCGUUGCCCUCUGGGGUUCAUCUCAAAGCCCUGGAGACGUACGAUGUGAUCUUCAGCAACACAGGAACGGAGAGAUUGGCCACGGAGUUGUUUAUCUACAGUGCAGGAUUGUUUCCGCUGCUUGGCUAUGCGGCGAUGAAUGUGCGACCGACUCUGCUGGGGAUUUAUGAGAAGUACUUUGUGCCUCUCGGAGAGAGAUUGAGGCCAGCCUUGAGUGGAUUCCUGAGUGGCGUUUUGCCUGGAUAUGAGUCGGGAUUGGAUCACUUUGACAGGACAAACUCACUGCUGAACCUCGUGUGUGCUGCUGUGAAUCCUUUCUGCUUCUACACUUGUCUCUGGGAAUGUGUGGCCACAAAUGCAUCCAUCAGAUUGCCGGCAGUGUCAUAUAUUCUGGAUCAUUUCCAUAAGAAGGUGCCGAUGGAGGAGCAAAAGUACUUUCUGGGGAAGAAUCACGAUGUCCUGAUGGCGGGAUUGUGUGCGUGCUUGAAUGACAAUGUGAUUCUGGUGCAGAGGAAUUGUCUGGAGUUUCUUCUGCUGGGAUUUCCGAUGCACACGAGUCUCGUGAGUCGAGUGGAUCUGGUGAGAUUGGUGACAAAUGGACUGAAUACCAUCUUGAGGCGGGAUAUGUCACUCAACAGGCGUCUCUACUCGUGGCUGCUGGGAACUGAGGUGACAAAUGGAAGGAGUCCUGUUGAGGAACCACCUCCGAUCACUGAAGAAUCCUCUCAGUCAUAUUUCCAGCGACACUCGCAAGCGAUUCUAUUCAAAGCGCUGAAUCAAACCCUAAAGAACAGUCUCAAUCAUGAUCCUGUGGAUCUACGACCGUAUAAAAUCCUGAUAUCGCUUCUGGACAAGGUAGAAAUUGGUCCUGUGAUCCUGGAUGAGGUGUUGUGUGAUGUCAUAAGGACAAUGUCUCUGUCCGGAGGUUACAGUGAAGUGGGAAAGUCAGCAAAUCUGCUCUUUGCCACCUUUGAUCCUGCUUACAUCUGGACUUACAUGUCGGGUCUGUACGAAAAGGCAUGCAAGGCGCCUUCGGGGAAGUCAAAACUCACCCUGAGCCUGGAGAGGAAGGAUUUUGGCAAAGAUGUGCUGCCUGAGGUGGAUUCUGGACCGCCUCUUCUCACGGAGGUUUGCUAUUUGACAGAGUAUCUCUUGGAGACAAUCUCCCUGGAGACAUACAAUGAGACGACGAGGAUUCACUUGCCCAAAGUAUUCCUGGCCAUCACACAAAUGCUGACGAUUUAUUCGGAAAACUUGACUCAUGAUGAAGUCAGGGCGUCUUUGAAGCUGUGCAUGAAGAUUGUCUCGCGCGUUCAGCCCAUGAUAACCAGUCCGGCGAGACACAAUCCGAUGAAGGGUGUGGAGGGAGCUGAUGAGGUGAAGGAAGAGUCUGGCAAUGCGCUGGAGAAGAGCAAAUCUGAUUCGAAAUUGAAUCAAAGUCUGCUUGAUGAGGCUGUGAUGACACGUUCCAAUUCCAAUCACAGUAUGUCCAAGAAGAGUCCCAAGAAGACCAAGAAAUCCAAAUCGUACUCGAAGUUGCAAGAGUUGGACAAGGAUAUUUGUUCAGACACUGGACAACUGAUCAUCCCGGCCAUGUCGACGCCAAAUCUGGAGUAUCAGAACAAUGUGGGGAAGAAGGGAAAGAAGAAGUCACCGAUUGCGAAGUUGAGGAGCAAGUCGAAGACACCGGAAAACACACCGCAAAUUGCUGAGGACUCCAAUGUGGAAACCACACCCGAACCGACGUCAAUUGUGAGCGAGAGUGGCGUGAGUUUGGGCGAGGAGGAGGCGAGAGUGGAGCUGCGGGAGACCAGCAUGAAGGAGUACUCAAUUCUGGAGCAGUGCAUCAGGCAGUAUGAGAUCUUCUAUCAGAUUUAUGUGUCAAAGCAAGUGUUGCAAAUUUCGGGUACGGACGCCAAGACGACACCGUGCAGGAUCACAGUGAGUCCGGAGAUGACGGGCAGGAGUUUGCUGAUCAGUGAGGACAUUGUGGAGGGCGAUAGUGUGGAGAGAUUGAAGGAAAUUGACAGGAUGUUCAACACACUGAAAGUCAAUGUUCACUGUCGUGUCUCGAGACUGCAAAGUUUACUCUACAGAACACUGUUGAGGUCAGAUAUUGAGCAUUCUGGGGAGAAGAGUGUCUCAUUCAACAUUGCCGGAUCGGAGAGUGAGGCUGAAGUGGCGGAUUUGGAUCUGGAAGCAGCUGAGAAGGGUGUGUGCAAUUUGAUGAGCAUCAAACUCAGUGAAUCUCUGAGGAAUGCUGUGAAAUUAGCGUCGAGUUUACUCGUGGAUUUGUCCACAUUUCCCAACUACAAUCAGAGCUUGACGGUGGACAAGCGAGAUAUGAGUAUUCCCAGCUGGCUGAAGGUUCUCUGCCUCGUGGCCAGUUACUUCAAGGCGGACAAGGAGCUGCAAGUGGCGGCGAUAACCACACUGUUUGAGAUGAUAAGUCUCCUGAAGAGCCAAAUAGAACAUGCCACAAGUCCGGGAGUGACUUUUGUCAUCAUGCUGCCCGUGAUGAAGAUUGGCCAUGUGACUUUUCUGGAGAAUCAGACGAGAAUCUUCCAAGUUCUGACAUCUGUGCUGUGGGAUUAUCUGGCAGACACGAGUGUUGAUCGCAGUCAGAUCAGUUCUCUGCUCUAUCAGCUGCACAAUUGUCUGGACAGUGGAGUUGUGGAGACAGUGAUUGGACACAGAAUGGUGAACACGCAUCAGGAGUGGCUGAACAGUGAGGAGUGCAAGACAAUGUCACUUUAUCUUGAUGUCAAUGAGAAUUCGAGGGUGAAGAGCAACAGAUUGUUGGAGUACAAGACGACCAGGUUGUCCGAUGUGAAGAUUCUGUCGCUGCAGGAGUGCGGAGAACUUCUCUCUGAAGGUCCUUCGGUGACUUUCAGGAAGUUUGAGUUGCUGUGGCAUUUGGGACGUGAUCGAGGACUGAGAGGAUUUGACAAGACUGUGCUGAAGAUGUUCGAUCACUUGACACUGCCUCAGCACAUGGCGAUGAGGACUUUCGUGGCCAAGUGGCUGCGAGAGGCUCUGCUGAGGGGAGAUCUUCCGCGGCUGCUUCAGCCUCUCCUGGCCAUUGUGCUGGCGUCCAACACCAAGAGGAUCGGCGUGGUGAAUGCGCAUCUGCUGAAGAAGGGUGGAAAUGACAGUGUUGACAUGUGGUACAAUCCUGACAGACACAGUGUGGACUCCGAAGUGAUUGAGAGGGAUGUUUAUGCCAUCAGUUCGGAGGAUGGCAACAUUCGGUAUCACUUGGAUGGGGCGAAGCAGAAGAAGAGUCCCAUUCGAUCGCUGCAAAAGAAGUUCUUCGGCGUGACGAUAGGAAAUGCGGCGGGAAAGAGUGGAAAACCAGCGAAUUAUAUCACAGAGAAGAACAGUGCUGAUCACAAUAGCAACAUAUCACUGAUUGUCAAUCCUCUGGACACGUCGUCGGAUGUUGAGAAUGUUGAUUCGGACAUUGCGUCGCUCAGCAGCAGUGCGCCGACGAAGAUGGUGAGUGAAGUGACUGUCGAAGCUCCGGCAUCGCCGGUGAAGGAUGAAUCGUGUUCGUCGUGUGACGAGGAGGAUGGCGAGAGUUCGACGGAUUCGGAAUCGGAGACCAGAGACGCGAGUGUUGAGAAGGAAGCGCCGAGUGUGAAGAGAUUCGUUGGCGAUUGCAAUCAAGUGACGGACAUUCUCACUGAGCACGAUCGCACGAAGAACAGAAAGACGUACAAAGUGACAAAGAGUGGAAGUCAUGUGAUGGAGAAGUUGGAGCUUUCUUUCACCGAAGUCGCCGAAGGGAUUCAGUAUCUGGAGGAAUCUGCCUCGGCUGAGGAGUACUUCAAUGGCGAUGAGUCUGUGGAGAGUAUUCUGAAUGACAUCAUUUGCCAGGUGGUGGAAGGUCUCGAGGGUGAGGAGAGCAAGAGAGUCAGCCUGGAGAGCACUUGGUCGGAGUCCAAGGAGAAGACAGAAAGCACAGAUUCCUUCAGUGAAGAUGACAGUGGAACAGGUGGAAAAGCGUCUGGGCAGAAAGACACUUCGCUGACGAGUAAGUUCAAUUGGGAAAUGGCGCAGGAAACAUUCAGGAGAAGCAAGCAAAAUGUGGAGAUUUUGAGACAAAAUUCCGUGGGCAGCAAGAAGAGGAAGGAUGAGAUGAGAAGAGCCUUCUUUGACAAACUCCAUCCAUUGCACACACACAUGCUGCUGUAUUAUGGUGUCUUUGACACCAAGCAAGUGCUCUAUUCCCUCCAAACCAUCAGAAAUAUCAUUGGCAGUGACUUCAGGACGUUUCUCUGUCUCGCCAUGACCACUCCAGUGUCUGACACGCAGAUCAAAGGUCUCCUCACGCGCCACAAGAAGAGCAUCUUCGGCAAGGGAUUCGCGGGCAUGAUUCACAACACGGAAUACAGUCAUGCGUAUCGCGGAUGCAUGUAUCUGGAAGCGCUGGUCACCAUUUGUCUGUACUACUUGAGGAGUUACUUCCAGAAGACUGUCUGCGAGGGCAACAAACUUCCGUGCGCGGAUGACAUCAGAGGCAAUUGUCGCAUUCAACUGGCCAGCAUUGAGUUGCUGACGCUUCUCUGCACAGAAUUGAUGGGAAUUGUGAAGGAGAUGGGCAAGGGAUUGGCCAGCUUCAUUGCCGACAUGAUUGGGAGGUGCAAACUGCAGAAGAUUGUCCUUCACUGCGUGCUGACUUCCGUGCAUUCGUUCACAUUCAAGGAUCCCGUGACAUUCACAGAUGAUACGCUGCGAUUCAAUGAUCCGGACGAUGAGAAGCUCCACUUGGAGGCUUUUCAGAUUGAAUCACUGCGCCUGCUGUUGGCUGUGAUUAAGCUGGAGUAUGAAGUGACUGUGCAGAAGGGUGACAGUGAGAGCAGAAGUCAGGGUGAGAGUUCAGGAUCACAAUCACCAACGCGUCCUGCGCCCAGCACACCGACAAAUGUCAAGUAUUUGCCCAAUUGUCCGGUGAGUCAGCAACCCAUGUUCCUCUCGGCCAUUCUCAAUGCCCUCCAGGCGGAUCAUCUGCGACACUUGCACAAGAACUGGACAGAUGUGGUGACAUCGUCGCUGGGAUGCUACGUUUUUGGCAGUCUCACGAACAUUGUGAUCAGCGUGGUGCAUCAGAUUUGCACAAAUCUCGACAAGGUGACGAAAGGAGGACGAAUUGUCCUGCCGCCGGACUAUAUAUUGGCGCAAUUGGAAGCGAUGACUGUUCUCUCUCACUAUUGUCUCCUCGACAAUACACAGCAAAUGACACUCUCUCAUGUCUUCAAUCAAGCUUAUCCACCUGCAAAUUCCACGACUCAAGCCUCAAAUCCUGGACAGAUCUUCAAUAAUCUCGUUCAUGUGUUUCUCUCCACUCCGGUGGCGACGGAUUUGUCACAGGCAAAGAAUUCACAGCACAUGGCAGCCCGGAAUGCCGUGCUAAGUCACUUGCCGCGAAUCGUGGCGAGUGUGGCGGCGCUGUGGGACAAUGAGAUUGGCCAGACGCGACUGGUGAAUAAGCAAUUGCUUGAAUUUCUCAGUCCCAUUUCCCUCCAUCAUGGUGUGAAUUUCCUCGCCGCUGUGGCUGUGGCGUGGCAACAGCGUGGCGAUCAAUUCCGACGAGUGCAGCAGAAUCAGGAGGAGUCAGAUAGUCGAAAGAACUCGUUGACAAACACUACAAAGGCUCUGCCACAGGCUUGUCCUGAGCAAUUGAGUCUUGUGAAGCUUGUUUCGGGGAUAAGAAUCAUGCCGAUGGAUUCUUUUGUGCAGACUCUGCAUCAAGUGGUGAAAUCUCCGCCGCCAAUUCAUCAUCCGCCGGCGGGAUUGAGUCUGGACGUGAGUGCGCUGGAGCUGUUCUACUUCUACAUGAAGAAUGCCGGCAAUAGUCAACUCACGGACUGUUGGGCAUCGCUUUUGGCACUGCUGAGAGAUGGAUUGGCGCUGUCGCCGCCGGCGCAAUUUGUCCUGCUGGUCAUUCUCAGUGAAUUCGUGCAGCGCUGUCCACAGUUACCAUUUCAGGACAAGAAGGAUCAGCGUGAUCUGCACGAUAUCACAUCGCGCCUCGUGGAGGCACUCUCCACUGUGGCGGGUGCUUGUCUCGAGCAGACCACAUGGCUUCGGCGCAAUUUGGCCGUGAAGGAGGAUCUCGGAUCACUGCCAAUUGAUGGGAAUAUCAAGGAAUCCACAACAUCGCUGAUUGGCAAUCAAUUGUACAGUGUUCAGGCGCAAUCUGUGCUCGCAUCUGUGCUGGCGAAUCUUCUGGAUGUGGCUUAUGGGUCACAGGAGAAGGAUAAGAUUGUCACCAUUGUCACGACAUUGAUGUACAACAUCACGCCUUAUCUCAAGAAUCACACCAUCCGCAAUAUUCCCUCCUUCUACGCAUGUUCCAAUCUCCUGGCCAGCUUGUCGACGUUUCAGUACACCAGGAAAGCGUGGCGCAAGGAUGUGUUGGAUCUGUUGCUGGACAAUUCCUUCUUCCAGAUGGAUUUAUCAUGUCUGCCCUUCUGGAAGUCCAUUCUCGACAGUCUCAUGACCUAUGACAAUACGACCUUCAGGGAAUUGAUGAAUCGCGUGUCGUUGACACAAACUGGUGGAUUGAACAUCUUCACGUCGAAGGAGCAAGAAUAUGAGCAAAGAGCAGCUCUUCUCAAGCGUCUGGCCUUUGUCAUCUUCUGCAGUGAAUUGGAUCAGUAUCACAAGUACAUGCCGGAGAUUCAAGAACAACUGGCAAAUAGCUUGAGAUUGGAGAAAGUCGUUCCAUCCGUUCAGGCUGCUGUCUUUCUCUGCUUUCGCGUUCUUCUGCUGCGAAUGUCUCCCGAUCAUGUGACAUCCUUGUGGCCAAUUAUCAUUGCGGAGAUGGUGCAAGUGUUGCUGUCAAUUGAGCAAGAACUCAAGACUGACACGGAGGAGUUCAGGAAGCAGUCUAGUCAACACAUUCGUGUGCUGUCGGGAUUGGAUUCAACGUGGGUGACCAACACCAGCAAUGGACUCCACUCAAAUGGUCAUCCACAGUGGCGAAUGGUGCAGCUGGAGACGGCGAAACUCCUUGAGUUGGGAUGCGUUCUGCCCGCAACAAACUUGCCACACUUUCAAAUGUAUCGCUGGGCUUUCGUGGCGGGUUUGAAUGAUUACGCGACGGAAUCGCUGAAUGGAGAUGUGAAUGUGAAGCCAGGAGUUCCAACGCCAUCCUCAGUAUUUAUUCCUCAUGUGACGAGAAUUGCUCGACUCAUGGAUUAUCGCUACACGAGUCAUUCACCGAGGCCCGCGUGCGCUAGGAAGAGUCACUUGGUGCUCACUUGCCAGACCAUUGCGAAUCUACAGGAUCUUUACGGGUUCUUCUCCACGCUCAGCGUCACGUGGCCGCCGUACCAAUUUGGCGAUGUGGACAAGGAAGUGGCCACGUGUCUGCAGGAGAUUGAGAGCAUCCUCGCGGCGGACUUCCUGGAGAAGAUGCCACAGUCGAUUGCGAGGUGAAAUGCUGCUAUUCAAGCCCACCUGGACUUCUACUCGCCCUUCUUUGUGUGAUAAAAACAAACAAAAAAAACAAGAGAAUCCUUUUGAAAUUCAUAUGAGUGCAAUCGACGAAAUGCAAUUUCACUGUCCUUUUCCAUUUCCACGCCGCCGGCGCGUGUCGAUUGAUGUGCGCGCUUUGUGUGGGUGGCGAGGAGAGGAGGAGCUUGACGUUUACCGAGAGAACUUUUAUAUUUAUUCCCCUAUUGACUAAUAUAUAUUGACUAAUAACGCGCGAUCGCGUGUCCUUUCCAAGUAUAUGUCCGGCUGAGAGAGAGAGAUAACAUUUAGUCCCUCACGGGAGAACUGCAGCGUGAGGGCGGCUUCUCAUCAAAAACAGUAUAUAUAUUUAGUGACAUUUAAUUUGUAUUGAUGCAAGUGAAGAAAUAAGAGAUUUUAUUAAAUGUUUAAAAGA
Messenger RNA from Phlebotomus argentipes, 8270 nucleotides. RefSeq names its product protein dopey-1 homolog. Gene Ontology annotation, cellular component: endosome; trans-Golgi network. The record is from RefSeq and is a predicted model, not a curated record. NCBI's taxonomy places the organism in Eukaryota, Metazoa, Arthropoda, Insecta, Diptera, Psychodidae. Gene Ontology annotation, biological process: Golgi to endosome transport. The transcript is spliced from 11 exons. Bases 35 to 7819 code for a protein of 2594 amino acids.